AUGUCACUAUCAAACACACUGUCCCUGUUAUUCGGCGAAUUAGAGCCGUGGGUCGUGAUAACUCUUGGCUUUGUGCAUAUUUUAAUAGUUUCCCUCAUAGUUUUGUACAGAGACAAAUUGACAGAGAAUGCAAAGCCUACGCCGCAGAUAGUAUUGACACCUCCGUCAACUGAUCCAUCAAUUAAUGAAAAUAUUGUGAAGGUAAAAGGAAACAGUUUGUAUUUAAUGUUGUAUUCCGUGAAAGGUUUUUCGAAGGGUGCCGAGGAGUACUUUUUAGAGACAUUACUCGCAAAACUGAAAAAAUACAUAUUUCAUGAUGGACGGAAGAGCGGUUGUUUAGAGUUUAUACGUAAUUGGAUAAACUGCAACAAAAACAAUACGAAUAAUCUUCGCGAGCAUAGGACGUCCAAAAAUUAAGAGUCCACCAAGAAGACUUGCACCUCAGUCCUUUCAGACAAACGCCUUAAGAGCAAAUUGCUUCUAGUUAUUCCUGUGAAUACUAAUGUGAUUCGCCUCAGUACUAUUCACGCGUGAUAGUUACUUAAGUCAGGGACAAUGAUUAACGUAUCCACAACCGUAUCGGUCGGCCAGUUCAUCGUGGAUGUCUCUUGAAAAAGGGCCAGCAUAAGUUCCUCGAACACCAAAUUUUCUGAAUCAGUUUGCUUGAGAAACUGCGUAAUUUCGCGCACAAAUAAUUAAAAUUACUCAUACCGCUGUAAAAGCUAACAGAACACUAGAGGUCAUCAUACACUGCUGUUUUUCCCUAUAGGAAGAAAACAGCUCUUCAGACAGUGACAUUGAAACGGAACCAGUCACUGCCUACUGCAGCAACGGAUGUCAGGGCGCAUGCGCUUGUCCAGCCUUGGAAUCUCAUCUGGACAUCCAAAGGAAAAGUGAUCCCACAUUGACGCCGCUCUCUUCUGAGCUUCCCACUCCACCUGGUGAACGAACACUCGAGCCUCUUCUACAAUCAGAAAGUCGGAGCAUGCGCAAAUUUAGGCAGAAAAGCACAGAUGAAAAAUUAGCUAUCCAGUACUUCAAAGAGAAAUCCCAGUGGGAGUCAAUUGACGCCGGAAGUGCGGAAACAGGAGGUGAAUUAGACACGGGUGAACGAAGGAAAAGCGAAAGUAAAGAUGGCUACAAAGGCAAAGCAGCCAGCCGGAGCAUGCCUAUCUUCCGAAAGAAAAGCACGGAUGAAAACAAAUCAGUUUCAUAUGUUGUACAUAAACUGCACCGGAAAUCAGAUGACGUGGUGGGUAGACGAAGAGAUAGUGAAUUCACCACAAGUGAGCGCAGAGGAAGUGAAGGGGAAAAAAGCACAAACAAGGGACGCAAGGACAGUUGGGCUUCAGAUAAAUCCCGCCGAAAGUCACUUGACACCGGAAGCGUACAAUCAGGAAGUGAACUUGACGGAAACGAACGAAGAGGAAGUGAAGGGAAAAAAAGCACAAACAAGGGACGCAAGGACAGUUGGGCUUCAGAUAAAUCCCGCCGAAAGUCACUUGACACCGGAAGCGUACAAUCAGGAAGUGAAAUUGACGGAAGUGAACGCAGAGGAAGUGAGGGGUCUGAAAACUACAAAACAGAGCGCAAGAUGAGUCGAUUUCAGAAAUGGCGAAGACGUUUGUCUGGAGCCAAGAAAGAAGGAAAUAAAAAUAAAGAGGACACCAGCAUUGAAGUCACUCAAAGAAGCUCGAAACAUGACACAGAUUCUUCACAGGCACUGCAAGAAAAUAUCACCUCUGAGAAUGAAACGAAUAGUGAACAGGUUACAGGCAUUGAGCAAGAAAAUCUGACGGCCUAG
Pocillopora meandrina is the source of this 1804-nucleotide messenger RNA. The record is from the annotation of a GenBank genome assembly. NCBI's taxonomy places the organism in Eukaryota, Metazoa, Cnidaria, Anthozoa, Scleractinia, Pocilloporidae.